Cucurbitaria berberidis CBS 394.84 is the source of this 661-nucleotide messenger RNA. RefSeq lists its product as uncharacterized. The transcript has 9 exons. Bases 1 to 519 code for a protein of 172 amino acids. The record is from RefSeq and is a predicted model, not a curated record. NCBI's taxonomy places the organism in Eukaryota, Fungi, Ascomycota, Dothideomycetes, Pleosporales, Cucurbitariaceae.
AUGAAGUUCUCUAUCGUUGCUAUGAUGGCCGCUGGUGCCUUCGCUGCGCCUAUUGUCGAACGCCAGGUGCCCAGCCCAACCGCGGGUGUACCUGGGUUCCCUACUGGCGCCCCACCGGUUCCCCCUCGCCCUACUGGCCCAUUGCCCAGCUUCCCGGGUGGACCCCGUCCUACUGGCUUCCCGAGUGGUGUACCCUUCCCCACUGGCGGCUUCCCUGGUGGACCUCGACCCACUGGUCCAUUCCCUGGCUUCCCUAGUGGUGCACCCAUUCCAACCGGUGGCUUCCCUGGUGGACCUCGCCCCACUGGCCCAUUCCCUGGCUUCCCGAGUGGCGCACCUGUCCCCACUGGUGGAUUCCCGGGUGGACCUCCUAGCGGCGUCCCCGGCUUUCCUGUCCCAACGCGUAGUCCCCCCAGCUUCCCUGUCCCAAGCGGCGUACCAGGCGUACCCUCAGGACUCCCGGGUUUCCCCCCUGUUGGUCCUAGGCCAACCGGCUUGCCUGUCGCUCCUCCCGCAUGAGCAUGUCGCUACUCGGAGACGCAUGGGACCAUAUCCGAAAUGGAUGUUGAGGCUCAUUCGUAAGAGAGUGACUUCUGUUGAUAUUUGUAUAUACCGGAACUCGUAUAUAUCCGAAAAUUACCAAACACAAUCGUUGAACCAC